AUGCAUAAAAAACCUGAUAAUUCUAAAAAAUCAAGACUAUACAAUAGUCGGGCCAUUCGAACUCAACUAGUCGAUUCAAGUUUUGUGGAUAAUGAGAAAUUAAGUAUUCCAGAAUUUUUGAAAUCAAGAUCUUAUGAGAUUAAAUCAUUUGAGCUAUCACAAUUGAAUACCAAACGAGCUUCUUCCAACAGAGUCUUCCAAAGCUUGCCUAGGACUUUGAGACGUAGGGCAGCCUCGCAUAAUGUAAAGAGAAUCCCAAAACGGUUAAGAAGCAGAGCGAUAAGAGAAAUGAAAAAUGCAGUACAUGGUGUAAACCCUAAGUCUCAUCAUUUACGAGGAAGAAACCUUUAUAAGCUUAGAAUGUCCAAAAAGCUUUUAAGGUUGGGCUCUAAGCUAAAACUCUCCAAGCAUUUGCCACCAGAGGAAGCCUUAGGCAAAAAUUUACGCUUAAGAUACAGAAUAGCAUUAAUCAACAAGUAUAUGAAAGAUCUCAAUGACGAGGCACCAACCAAGUUGAAUAACUGUGUUGGCUCAUACGAUAAUACGGGAAUUAAUAAUCUUGCUAGUAGACCAAAAGGGAACUUGAAAUAUUUUAAAAGGCAAUUUGAGUUCGUAUGGCUACCUUCUCAUAUCUGGCAUGCAAAGAGAUUUCAUAUGAUUAAGCAGCACAAUUUUCAGAUACCGCUUACGCCCACUCAGAAGUGUUUUAGACUGAUGAACAGGGCCAAGAAAAGUGGUUCGGUACUAAGCGACAUGUCAUAUUAUAAUACAUUAAUUCUUCAAAUUGAAGAUACCGAUAGGUAUCAAAAUAUUCUAUUGAGCCUAACAAAAUAUAAAGUGACCUUGCCUCGCAAGUUUCUUCAAGGCUCGAAAAGCUAUGAUGAUUUGAUUUUCGUUGACGGGUUGGUAAUCGGAAAGGGAUUGAUAAUUUCUAAUUUUAGUUUGAAGAAGAUAUUGAUAAGAGUAUUUCCUUCAAUUUAUGAAAUGCUAUUCGAAUAUCUCAAACUGCAAAUCCAUCCUCAAAUUGAUUUAAUUUAUGAUUGCAGAUAUUCAUUAGCGAGUAUAGAGAUAUGCGGCCCUACAGCCUUGAACUCACUUUCCAAGGUUUUGCAUUUAGAUCCAUAUAAGUAUGAUAGUAUCCCGUAUCAAGUAUGGUACAUAUUGUCACAUUUGAGUGAUAGUGACUCGGUUCCUGUUGGUACUACAUUUAGCUUCUACGUGGAUGAUCCUAGGUUUUGGAAAAACCCGGUCGAGCCUAAGGCUAAUACGUCCUUUACUAGCGUGAAUGAUUUGAUCAUUAAAAUAACGGAGUCGGAUUUGGUGAAUUCUCAGUCCUUGAUGGAACUUCUUGAUAAUAAAAAGAGAAAUGAAACUUAUGCCAAUCAGUUAUCCCUUAAGAAAUUAAAUUAUGGCUUUGCUAAAUCAAAUCCAAACGAAAAUUUACUUGAGCAUGAUCCAGUUAGAAUCCCAGUUUUGAUCACGAAAGGGAGCUCGGGAAGCUGGUUGUUAAUCCUACCUUGGUUUUGGUUAAUGCCUUUAUGGUUUAAACUUGUUAAAAUCGCACAUUUAAAGGUUGGGGGACUCAGACAACGAAGGCAAUUUAACUUCGAGAAGUUGCUGCCGACAUUUCCUAAUGAUUUGCCCUAUUUAAAAGAUGGAUGGGUUUAUAAUCAAACAUUAGGGAGACUCAAUGAGGAAUCCUACAAACGGUUACCAAAGAGCAAGCAACAAAAAUACGAAAUCUUCGAAAAUGGCAUCAAUCCUUUCAAGUGCGAUUGGUCAUUCUUACAAUUGUUAAUAUUCGGCUUGAAACUGGUAAACAAGGAACUCAAAACUACUGAUGAAUACAGCGAUUAUAAUGAAAAUGGUACAAGAAAUAUAAAUACAGUAAACGAUCUCGUGCAGUUGAUUAAAGCCAAAAGAGAGGAAGAUGCUAUUCCAAUCGAACUUUUGGAUCUAACCAGGCCAUUUCAUAGGGCGUUUGUUGAUGGAAGCUAUACUCUAACAGAUACAUCAAGUUUACCAAAACUUCCUGUUGUUCAUAUUUCUCUCAAGGUGCUAAAUCGUGGAAUAAUAAGAGAUAAUGCUAGACUCUAUGCCGUCUCGAAUGCGUCUGUGAAGAGUUAUAUGACGCAGAAACAGGAAAUCGUAAAACCAUUGUUAGUUGAUUUAAUCGGCUUUGUAACAAGCGGAGCUUUCAACUUGGAUUAUGGUGCAGAUACUGGAUUGUGUUUAGUAAGAGCAGAUUACAAGGGCGAUUUUUUUUUAGUUAGAAAUCCUGGUUGUUCUAAUAUGUACUUAGCUCAGCAACAAUAA
Messenger RNA from Priceomyces carsonii, 2316 nucleotides. Its product is annotated as ribonuclease P/MRP protein subunit. The coding region runs from base 1 to 2316 and encodes 771 amino acids. Lineage: Eukaryota; Fungi; Ascomycota; Pichiomycetes; Serinales; Debaryomycetaceae. Gene Ontology annotation, biological process: tRNA 5'-leader removal. The record is from RefSeq and is a predicted model, not a curated record. Gene Ontology annotation, cellular component: nucleolar ribonuclease P complex; ribonuclease MRP complex. The transcript has a single exon.